Messenger RNA from Mesitornis unicolor (brown roatelo), 253 nucleotides. Its product is annotated as DNA topoisomerase I, mitochondrial-like. The transcript is spliced from 2 exons. Gene Ontology annotation, biological process: DNA topological change; DNA replication. Gene Ontology annotation, cellular component: chromosome; mitochondrial nucleoid. The annotation marks the transcript as partial. NCBI's taxonomy places the organism in Eukaryota, Metazoa, Chordata, Aves, Mesitornithiformes, Mesitornithidae. Gene Ontology annotation, molecular function: DNA topoisomerase type I (single strand cut, ATP-independent) activity; DNA binding. The record is from RefSeq and is a predicted model, not a curated record.
UAAUGUGGAGAAGAAAAAAAAGCAGCUGAAGCGUCUAGAAGAGCAGUUGGCCAAGUUGAAUGUUCAAGCCACAGACAAGGAGGAGAACAAGCAGAUAGCUCUGGGCACAUCCAAGCUGAAUUACCUGGACCCCAGGAUUAGUAUAGCUUGGUGCAAGAAGUUCGGCGUGCCCAUCGAGAAGAUCUACAACAAGACUCAGAGGGAGAAGUUUGCCUGGGCAAUUGCCAUGGCUGACGAGGACUUUGAAUUCUGA